Messenger RNA from Ruditapes philippinarum (Manila clam), 756 nucleotides. RefSeq lists its product as uncharacterized. The transcript has a single exon. The coding region runs from base 1 to 756 and encodes 251 amino acids. NCBI's taxonomy places the organism in Eukaryota, Metazoa, Mollusca, Bivalvia, Venerida, Veneridae. The record is from RefSeq and is a predicted model, not a curated record.
AUGUACAUGUAUACCAACUGUGCAUGCACACCCUAUUUGAACCCCAAGGUAGAAAAGCGGGAAGGUUGCUUUUAUCUUCAUCACGUGAUGAAUGUGUUUGAGUCCCUAUUUAAGGCCGGAAAUUCUACCUCAUGGUCAGUUCAGUACUUUAUUUCAAAGAUGGACACGUCGUCGCCAUAUCCUGGAAAUUUUAGAAAGAGAAUUUUGACGCCAAGUGAAAUUACUAUCAAAGAUUUGUACAACCCAUGGAAUUUUUUCACAUUAUUCAAUCAAGAUGAUCAAGAUUUGAAUGAAUGGCUAAUGGCAAACCAAUUCUUGGUGAGAACCAUGCCGUGUACAAAAACGUCAGAAGGGUGCACCGGAAUCAUGAAAGGGAGCCAGCGUAAGGGCAGAAUCUCCGGCCCCACGGUUCGCUGCAGCGUGAACCGGAACCAUGAGGUGGCUAUUAGAACCUUUUCAUUUUUCGAAGGGUCUAAACUCUGCGUCCAAGAUAUUUUCAUGUUUAUCCGAUGUUAUUUAAAUGGAAUGACGCUUUUACAAACGUCUAUAUUUGCCGGCGUAAACUAUAAAUCAACUGCAUUAGAUUGGGCAUCGUUUCUUCGUGAGCUGUUCAAAGAACAUUUCCACAGGAAUAUAUCACAUAGGAAGCUUCGUGGUGAAAUAGCGAUCGACGAAUCACUGUUUGGAAGAAGAGUAAAGUACCAUAGAGGCAACCCUCACAAGGGGUUAAAGGUAAUGUUUAUUUCAAUAAAAUGA